AUUUUUUUUUCUUAUCUCUGCUGCUUUGCUCUCUUGCUGGCUUCCUUUCUCCUGUUCUUUUUCAAAUGUCAGGUGGGUGUGGAGACGGAAGUAACAGUGGCGAGAGGGUAGCCAAAGAAGAGAGCUUUCAAGAAGUUCAGUUCAGAGGCGCUGAUUUAGAUGCUCUCCUUGACAUGUCCACCGAUGUACUUGUCAAGCUCUUUCCCGCCGGAGCGGGCUGCAGGUUUCAAAGAGGUGUGAAGAGGAAGCCAAUGACAUCGAUCAUGAAAUUGCGUAAAGCUGUAAGAAAAGGGAGGCCCGGAUGGGGAGAAGCCAGAGCCCUUGAGGACUCAUCUUAGAAAUAUGAUCAUUGUGCCGGAGAUGAUUGGCCAUUAUCUUCCCGAGUUCCCAAUUUCUUACAAGCCCGUUAUGCAUGGAAGACUGGUAUUGGUGCAACACGCUCUUUCAGUUUCAUUUCAUUCCUCUCUAGUGAAAUGGGGCACUUACUUUGGGUGGAUGUGGAUUUUUCUGCACCUUUUUUCUUUCUCUAGUUAGGUUUUUGAUGAAUUGUUCUUGUGAACUUGUUAUGAUUACAUAAGCAUAUUCAGGGAAGCUAUGCGAUUGCAUUAGAAAUUAUAUUAUUAGUGAAAGCUGUUUCAAAUUACUCUUUUCAAACUCAUAUUUUAAUCAAGUGUUUGGAAAACAUGGUGAUUUUAAAA
Populus euphratica (Euphrates poplar) is the source of this 698-nucleotide messenger RNA. Its product is annotated as 40S ribosomal protein S15-like. Gene Ontology annotation, cellular component: ribosome; cytosolic small ribosomal subunit. Gene Ontology annotation, biological process: translation; ribosomal small subunit assembly. NCBI's taxonomy places the organism in Eukaryota, Viridiplantae, Streptophyta, Magnoliopsida, Malpighiales, Salicaceae. Gene Ontology annotation, molecular function: structural constituent of ribosome. The transcript has 4 exons. Bases 66 to 338 code for a protein of 90 amino acids. The record is from RefSeq and is a predicted model, not a curated record.